AUGACGGGAGAUGGGUAUGAGAAGCUGGGUUCGGAGAAGCCCGAUGGAGAUGGAGAUGGAGAAGAGAAGAAGAAGAAGAAGAAGAGCAGCGUGUGGAAGAAGGUGAAGUACCAGCUCGUGGACUACCACGCGCUGCCUGGUUACAUGAAGGACAACGAGUACAUCCAUCGCUACUACAGAGCGGAAUGGCCCAUCACCCAGCUCCUCCUCAGCGUCUUCCGCAUCCACAACGAAACCCUCAAUAUCUGGACGCAUUUGAUGGGGUUCUUUCUGUUUCUGUUCCUGACGAUAUACACGGCGAAGAAGGCGCCGGAGAUAGUGGAUCUCAAUUCGCUGCACCGGCUGCCGGAUUUGCUCCGGUCGUCUUCCGGGGAGCUGUACAAGGAGUUAAUUGGGUGCUUGUCUUCUUUUCCAAACAUGCAUGAUCUUCAUAGGUUGAGGGAAGAUCUCCAGGCUUCCUUUACCAAUCUUAGCCUUGUGGAUGUUCUCAACAAUUGCCUCCCUAAACGGUUCCUCCAACUUCAUCAGUCUAACGACUCCAUCCUCGAGCAAGGAGGUGGCAAAGAGGAAGAAUCAUUGAGCAACUUGCUGUUGGGUCCCCUACUAUCCCCGCAGCCAGCAAUCACAAGAUGGCCAUUCUACAUAUUCAUGGGAGGAGCAAUGUUCUGCCUACUAUCCAGCAGCAUCUGCCACCUCUUCUCCUGCCACUCCCAGCGCAUGUCCUACAUAGUCCACCGUGUCGAUUAUACAGGAAUCGCCUUGCUCAUUGCCACCUCAUUCUACCCGCCUGUCUACUACUCCUUCAUGUGCAACCCCUUGCUCUGCAACCUCUACCUGGGUGCCAUCACAGUGAUGGGGAUCGUCACAAUGAUCUUCUCGUUGCUCCCGACGUUCCAGAGGCCCGAGUUCAGGAGCUUCCGGGCCUCGCUGUUCUUCGGGAUGGGGGUCUCCGGGGUCGUGCCCAUACUUCACAAGUUGAUCCUGUAUGGGACCCACCACCCUGAGGCCCUGCAGACGACCGUUUACGAGGUUCUGAUGGGGGUUCUGUAUGGGUUGGGGGCUCUGAUCUAUGCGACGAGGGUCCCCGAGAGAUGGAAGCCUGGAUGUUUCGAUCUCGCCGGCCAAAGUCACCAGCUGUUUCAUGUUCUGGUUGUGGCUGCUGCGUUUACUCAUUACCAGGCUGGCCUUGUUUACUUGAAAUGGCGGGACUUGAAUGGUUGUUAG
Linum trigynum is the source of this 1224-nucleotide messenger RNA. NCBI's taxonomy places the organism in Eukaryota, Viridiplantae, Streptophyta, Magnoliopsida, Malpighiales, Linaceae. The record is from the annotation of a GenBank genome assembly.